AUGUCCGCCAAACCAGAGAAGGUCUCCAAAAUCCCCACCGACGACGACCCCACGCAACAGUUUACAGAUGAAUCCGGCGCACCUGCUACGUUGCCCGAGAUUGGCAAUGGAGGGGAGGAGAGUAAACUGAAGGUGUUGAUGGGGCUCAUGAAGAAACUCAUCGGUGUCAAGGAUGUCGCCAACUUACGUUUAUCUCUCCCCGCCUCCCUCCUGGAGCCCAUCCCCAACCUCGAAUACUGGCAAUACGCCGACCGUGCCGACAUUCUCGCUGCUGUCGGCGACUCCUCUGACGAGCUCGAACGCAUGCUCGCCGUCCUCCGAUUCUGCUUUAGCAAAGAACUCAAGUUCAUCCGGACCCGUCUCGGCAAGCCAUACAACUCGGCUCUCGGGGAGCACUUUAGGUGUUCAUGGAGGCUGCCCGCGCUGGCGCUGGAUAAAGAGUCGGGAGAUCCUGUGGUGAGGACACAUGUGCACGUGCCCAUCCCUGGGGAGCCGGCGUACGGGGGGCAGGGCGGGAGUGGAUGGACGACCCCGGUGUUGAGGGCGGAAGACGGCGGCAAGCCGAGUAGCGAAGCCAGCUCGAUCGUCUCGUCUUCGAGCAAGGCGUCCAGGAAGACCAAGGCGCUUGAUUUGUCGCAGGUGGACCGGUCGGUGCCCGGGCCUGGGCCGGAGGUGGUGGGCGACCCCGAUGCUGGGGUUGUGGAAUCGGAAAAGGUUACUGUGGUGUUUUUGUGUGAACAAGUGUCUCACCACCCUCCCGUAUCUGCGGCCUACUACUACUGCCCCGAGAAGGGUAUCGAGGCCUAUUGUAUGGACCAGAUCACCGCCAAGGUAUCUGGAAUGUCGGUCAAGGUUGGACCUGGUCAUUGCAACAAGGGUAUCUUUGUCAGGGUAGCUCGCGACGGUCCCGGCAAGGGCGAAGAGUACCAGAUAAGCCACCCUUCCGCUGCCGUCAACGGUAUCCUCAAGGGUUCCUACUAUGGUACUAUCUCAGACUUUAUCCAGGUCACUUGCAGAGGCGGGGACAGCGGGCCUACCAAGCUGAGAACAUUGUUGGACUACAAGGAAGAGUCGUGGCUCGGGAAACCCAAGUUUUUGCUCGACGGUGUGAUCUACCGCUACACUGUCGGCGACGAAGAGCAGGAAGGCUGGACGAAACCGAAACAAGUGCCGUCCGACAAGAUUGUGGGCUACAUCGAGGGCUGCUGGAUGAAGCAGAUCCGCUACAAGCUCAAGGGUCAAAAGGAGUGGAAGAUCCUCCUCGACCUCGACCAGCUCGCUCUCAUCCCCAAGGAUGUCCGUCCGAUUGAGGAGCAGGACGAGUAUGAGAGUCGAAAGCUGUGGGAACCAGUUACGCAGCAGUUGUUGAACAAGAACUGGGGAGAGGCGACCAAGAGUAAACAGACGAUUGAACAGGCGCAAAGAGAUAAGGCGCAGGCGCGAAAGGAUAACGAGGAGACACAUCACGCCCGGUAUUUCGAGCCCGACUAUGAAGAAGGUCGACCUGUCCUCACCGCGGAAGGCAAGGAGGCGCUCGAGAAGGAGAUCAAGCGUUGCCGAGGCGAAUAG
This is a messenger RNA of Cryptococcus wingfieldii CBS 7118, 1569 nucleotides long. RefSeq lists its product as hypothetical. Gene Ontology annotation, cellular component: intracellular membrane-bounded organelle; cytosol; membrane. The transcript has 8 exons. Gene Ontology annotation, biological process: endocytosis; piecemeal microautophagy of the nucleus; exocytosis. Gene Ontology annotation, molecular function: sterol binding. Lineage: Eukaryota; Fungi; Basidiomycota; Tremellomycetes; Tremellales; Cryptococcaceae. The record is from RefSeq and is a predicted model, not a curated record. The coding region runs from base 1 to 1569 and encodes 522 amino acids.